This is a messenger RNA of Aethalodelphis obliquidens (Pacific white-sided dolphin), 465 nucleotides long. It is a transcript of the gene LELP1, whose product is annotated as late cornified envelope like proline rich 1. Lineage: Eukaryota; Metazoa; Chordata; Mammalia; Artiodactyla; Delphinidae. The record is from RefSeq and is a predicted model, not a curated record. Bases 1 to 465 code for a protein of 154 amino acids. The transcript has 3 exons.
AUGUCGAGUGAUGAUAAAAACAAACCUAGUGAACCCAAGAAUGAGCCCAAGCAAUGUGAUCCCAGGUGUGAACAAAGGUGUGAAACUAAAUGCCAGUCCAGCUGUUUAAAGAAGCUGCUGCAACGGUGCUCUGAAAAGUGCCCACAGGAAAAGUGCCCAGCACCACCGAAGUGUCCACCAUGCCCCAGCCCAGCUCCCUGUCCUCCCAAGCCAUGUUCCAAGCCCUGUCUUCCUAAAUGCCCACAGCCCUACCCACCCCCAGACCCACAGCAGAGAGCUGCUGGCCUUCGUUACUUUACACUUGUUUCUCCUCCAUCAUCCUUCCUUCUUCCCCUGAAUCCUCCUCUGACAGAUCCACUUCGACAAGUUGUCGUCUCUGAGGCCAACUCAGGGGUCACCUGCUCCAAGAAGCUGCCCCCACCUUCCACCCGCAGGCUGGUUAAAGGCCCCUUUCUGUGGUCUUAG